Molecule: messenger RNA, 1170 nt
Organism: Pelmatolapia mariae (spotted tilapia)
Lineage: Eukaryota; Metazoa; Chordata; Actinopteri; Cichliformes; Cichlidae
Product: tripartite motif-containing protein 16-like
Exons: 2
Coding region: 1-1170 (389 amino acids)
Molecular function (GO): protein binding; zinc ion binding
Source: RefSeq, a predicted model, not a curated record
AUGGCACAUAAAAAAGUUCAGCUGGACCAAGAAACCUUCUCUUGUUCCAUCUGUUUGGAUCUACUGAAGGAUCCGGUGACUACAGCCUGUGGACACAGCUACUGCAGGAACUGUAUUAAAACUGAUCACUGCUAUGCUGGACCUGAAGAUGUGGCCUGUGAUGUCUGCACUGGGAGGAAGCUGAAAGCCAUCAAGUCCUGUUUAACUUGUCUGGCCUCUUACUGUGAGAAACACCUUCAACCUCACUAUGAUGCAGCUCCAUUAAAGAAACACAAGCUGGUGGCCCCCUCCAAGAAGCUCCAGGAGAACAUCUGCUCUCGUCAUGAUGAGGUGAUGAAGAUUUUCUGUCGUACUGAUCAGCAGAGUAUCUGUUAUGUCUGCACAAUGGAUGAACAUAAAGGCCAUGAAACAGUCCCAGCACUCAGUGAGUCUACACACUCAUCCAGCAUCAAUAUUCGUCCUCUGAGGUACUUUGAGGAUGUGACAGCAGCUGUGUCAGAGACCAGAGAUAAACUACAGGACAUUCUGAGAGAGGAAUGGACAAACAUCUCACUGACAGUCACUGAAGUGGAUGUUUUACUGUCACCACCAGAGCCAAAGACCAGAGCUGGAUUCUUACAAUAUUCAUGUGAAAUCACACUGGAUCCAAACACAGCACACAGAUGUCUGUUUUUAUCUGAGGGGAACAGAAAAGCAACAUUUAUGAAACAACAACAGUCUUAUUCUGAUCAUCCAGACAGAUUCACUGGAUAUUCUCAGGUCCUGAGUAGAGAGAGUCUGACUGGACGUUGUUACUGGGAGGUGGAGUGGAGAGGGAGAGGAGUUGAUGUAGCAGUCGCAUACAAGAAUAUCAGAAGAGCAGGGAGCUUAGAUGGAUUUGGUUUUGGAUUCAAUGACAAAUCUUGGUCAUUACGUUGUUACACAAACAGUUAUAUUUUUUGGUGCAACAAGAAGCGAACUGAUCUCUCAGGUCCUCGGUCCUCCAGAGUAGGAGUGUACCUGGAUCACAGAGCAGGUAUUCUGUCUUUCUACAGCGUCUCUGAAACCAUGACUCUCCUCCACAGAGUCCAGACCACAUUCACUCAGCCGCUCUAUGCUGGACUUCGGCUUUUUGAGAGUUUUUUUGGUGAAUCUAAUAGAGACACUGCAGAGUUAAUUGAGCUAAAGUAG